This is a messenger RNA of Moesziomyces antarcticus, 1587 nucleotides long. Its product is annotated as tRNA-splicing endonuclease subunit Sen2. Gene Ontology annotation, biological process: tRNA-type intron splice site recognition and cleavage; tRNA splicing, via endonucleolytic cleavage and ligation. The record is from RefSeq and is a predicted model, not a curated record. The transcript has a single exon. Lineage: Eukaryota; Fungi; Basidiomycota; Ustilaginomycetes; Ustilaginales; Ustilaginaceae. Bases 1 to 1587 code for a protein of 528 amino acids. Gene Ontology annotation, molecular function: nucleic acid binding; tRNA-intron lyase activity. Gene Ontology annotation, cellular component: tRNA-intron endonuclease complex.
AUGCCAAAGCAACGUAACACGUCCGGCUGGUCGUACAACAACGCAGCCGGGUCGUCCAAGUCCGGUGGACGGGGGCCCAACAACCGCGUCACAGGUGCAGGCAAGAAGGCGACGGCGCAGAAAAAUCAGCUCUAUUCGAAGCCGCUCCCCGUCGAACUCGACGGUGCCUCGGAGCAUGACACUUCCGGGGUCGAAGCCGCGCCAUCACUGUGGUCGAGUCUCUUGUCGCUGCUGACGCUGGGCACUUCCUCUUCCACGAGCAAACCACCCAGCUCACAGAAAGAAAAAGAGAAAGUCGCCGUCUGCUACGACGCCAACCUGAACACGGUGUGGGUGGAAGACCUCGACCAGGGCGUGAGGCUUCUGUGGCAGCGCGGAUUCUUUGGCAAGGGCAAUCUGUCGAGGUCCGAGCCUACGUGGCGGCAGCGCAAGGUUAACGAGAUCGACGCGCUGCGCAAGGGCCGCAUGACGGCCGAGCAGCUCACGCAGCAAAGGCGCGAGGAGCGCAAGGCACUCAAGAUCGAACGCGCACGAGCGGCCGUGCGCGCAGGCCAGCAGCUGCCCGAUGGAAUCCUCGCUCUCGGCGGCGAGGUGACCGAGGCGGAUAGGGCGCCCGGUGCCUCGCACGACCGACUCAUGGCCGACAUCGAACGUCAGGUGGAAGAACAGCUCGACGACGAAGAUGCGGCGCACGACCAAGAUGCAGAUGCCAGCAUGGGUGGAGAGGCGCAGUCGGCGCUUUGGACGGGACAGGAGGAGGUGCCGGAUAUCACGCCCGGUGUGGCGCGCAUCAAAGGUCUCAAAUACUUUGCCGAAGAGGUGAAAGCGAGCCAGGCGCGCAAAGCUGCGCAGUCCAGCACUGUCGAUGGCCAAAUCAGCGAGACCGCCGCUUCAAAGGACGAAGAGAACGACACCUCCGACAUUGACGUUGUGGACGUAGAGAGGAUGCAACUGUCUCUGGUCGAGGCGUUUUUCCUGUCGUCGAUGUUUGGUUGUCUGGACAUCCGCACCACCACGCGUCGGCACACAAGCACACCGUUGGGGCUUGACGAGUUCUACCAGCUGUGCUUGGAAUCGACUCUACCGCAGCCGCUGCUGGACCUUCGUUCGCGCGGGCUAGCUUCUCGACACCUUGCGUCGCUAUGCGCACGACCGGACAAUCCGUUCCUGAUCAACUAUGUUGCCUACCACCACUUUCGAUCGCUCGGCUGGGUGGUCAAGAGCGGCAUCAAAUUCUGCGCCGAUCUGCUGCUGUACAAGCGCGGACCUGUGUUUUCGCACGCCGAGUUUGCCGUCGUCAUCAUCCCGUCGUACGAAGACGAGGCGGAUGUCCAAACCGGCCCCUUCGCACCACACCCGAAUGCGGGGAGAAAAGAUUGGACAUGGUUUAGUACGACGAAUCGAGUACAGAGCCAGGUGCUCAAGACGCUCAUUUUGGCCCACGUGUUUGUCCCGUCCAUCAAGAGGUGUCCGCCCGAGACGCUCGAGUCGCCCGCGGCGUUCUUCGAGGCAUUACGCAUGCGCAGGAGCUAUGCUGUCAAGGAGGUGGCCAUCCGCAGAUGGGUGCCCGCCAGGAUGAAGCCGUGA